AUGUUCGAGCGUCGCGCGGCAGAUCGCUACCGGUUGCGAAUGCACCGGGCCCGCACGGUGGCACUCACCUCCGACGAGAUGGUUGAAGUUCGAGCUGCACAACGAACCUUCGAAGGUGCCUACGUCCGCACCGCCCUCUCCCAGUUCUCCUUCGCUCUGGUCGUGCUCAAGAUCUUCACCAGCGAAUUCUACAGCACGGGGGCUCUGUUUGCCAUCUAUGGGACGGGCGUACUCAUCAUCGGUCUGUUCCGUCGCCAGCAAGGCAAUCGGCAAUUCUUUUCCGAGGUGGGCGAGGACGGGAUCAAUCGUCACAAAUUCAGGACCAGCGGGAACGUGGUGGUGAUACUCACAGCCCUGAGUCUUGGGGCGUAUGCCACCCUGAUCGGCUUACGGUGA
Molecule: messenger RNA, 396 nt
Organism: Aspergillus homomorphus CBS 101889
Lineage: Eukaryota; Fungi; Ascomycota; Eurotiomycetes; Eurotiales; Aspergillaceae
Exons: 2
Coding region: 1-396 (131 amino acids)
Source: RefSeq, a predicted model, not a curated record